Messenger RNA from Ilex paraguariensis (yerba mate), 2102 nucleotides. Lineage: Eukaryota; Viridiplantae; Streptophyta; Magnoliopsida; Aquifoliales; Aquifoliaceae. The record is from the annotation of a GenBank genome assembly.
UAAAAGAGACGAGUUUGCUGUCACCCAUGGCUUUCUUAAAAGAGCAGAAAGUGAAAGAAAAUAUUAGUGAAAUCCCACAUUCAACUGGUUUCAAUGGUAGAACAAGUUCACCGCAGAAAGCGAAACCAUCUGGUGAGUUACCAGCUUUGAAAAAUACAAAGGCAUUUUCUGCAGCGCAUAAGUCUUCCCUUGAGGUUGAAGAGGCAAAAUAUAGUUCUCAGUGCAAGGAAGAGGGAUCCAUACAUCUGGCCCCCAAUCAUAGGAUUCCAGUUUGUGAAUCUUCCCAUGUUGACAACUUGCCUGCAGAGAAACCUGAAAUAAAGAAACCUUUGUUUUCAGGGGGCAGUGAUGUUAUACUCCUUAGUGAUGAUGAGGGAGAGGAACCCUUACCAAUUUCCAAAAGUGCAAAGGACACCUCCACAAAGCAUAUAGGACCUUCUUAUAGAAUGGCAUGUCCAAAUGAUAUUGUGAGUACGGGUAAUAGUACUAAAGACCCAGUCUUGACAACCACCCCUAUCGCUAAUAUGGCUGUAAUGGGUGAAGCGGAUCCUAGUUUGUUUAUUGAUGGGGAGAGAAUUAACUCUUCAUCUAGUUCAGAGUGUCUAAAAGAAACAGAUCUUGAUAAAACAAAAACAAAUGUUGGAUCCAGUCCACAAGACCUAUCUGCAAAUGCUGAAGACUUUUCAAGUAGAAUUGAGACUGGUGAUUGUAAUGUGGAAAAUGUGGGUAGUGACUUUCUGUUUCCACAGUCAGGUGGCAGCCGAAAACCUGAUAAUGAGGAUAGAGAUAAAAAGAUAGGAUCAGAUGCCCCCUCAAGGUUAACAGACAAUGUACAAAAUGAACAAUUUAUCCCAUCUUGUACUCAAAAUAAUCUGGACAGGUACUUUCGCCAAAAGGGACCUCGCAUAGCGAAGGUAGUGCGAAGAAUCAACUGCAAUGUUGAACCUCUGGAAUCUGGAGUUGUGAAUUCUGGAAAGUUGUGGUGUGAUGCUCGGGCCAUUUACCCCAAAGGAUUCAGGAGUCGCGUUAGGUACAUAAGCAUUAUAGAUCCAACAAGUAUGUGCUAUUAUGUUUCAGAAAUUCUGGAUGCUGGACGGGAUGGACCUUUAUUUUUGGUUUCCCUGGAGAAUUGUCCUAGUGAAGUAUUUGUUCAUGUUUCGGCUGCCAGAUGCUGGGAAAUGGUUAGGGAGAGAGUGAAUCAAGAGAUCACAAAGCAACACAAGUUGGGAAGAAUGAAGCUUCCUCCUUUGCAACCUCCUGGGAGUCUUGAUGGCAUGGAAAUGUUUGGUUUUUCUUCACCGGCAAUUGUGCAGGCUAUUCAAGCAAUAGACCAAAAUCGAGUCUGUACAGAGUACUGGAAGUCCCGGCCCCUGAUGCAUAUUCCCCAUCAUUCUCAAUCUGAAGACACCAGCAGGAACCUCUUGCUGAAGUCUGAGAUUCCAACUGAUGAGGAGUCUGGCAAGAGCGACGCAUUGCUUGCCGGAGUUGAUACAAUAAUCAAUGGCCUAUUCAAAAAGGCCAAUCCGGAAGAACUAAAUGCACUGUACAGCAUCUUGAGUAAGAAUAAUUCAACAGCUGAUCAAUGCCUGGUGACUCAGCUUCUUAAUGAAGAGAUUCACAAGCGUCCAAGAUGAUUCAUUUUCCAGUCUCAUGAUUGAGGUCUGGACUUUGCCAUAACAAUGUAAAUGCCGGGUCUUAUUUUCAGGUCACAAAUUACGUCCUAACCUCGUUCCUUUUCUCAAAACCUCGUUCUGGCUCGUGGUGGAGAAGCUAAACAUUCAUCAGGUGGAUGCUCACUUCUCCAGAAUCAUGCUAUCCACAUUCAUUUAACAAAUGCAACUGAUUUUUGAUGUUUCUGCCCCUUCUGCUUGAGCUUUAGUGUUCUGGGUUUUAUAUUCAGUGCAAGUAGUCUGAGAAGGAGCUCAAAAUAUUGAUAGGAAUUAACAGAAACAAUAAUCCAUUUUUUAUGGGAACUAGAAACAAGAAUUAUUUGCAGAUGUGCAGGUUGGAACAGUGUAAAUGCAAACAAAAAUUUCUUUAAAAUGUUGUUCACAUUCCAAUUUGUCUCUGUAUAAAAUGCCUUUCUGAUUUGAGUGCUAGAG